AUGAGCGCGCCGCAGCCGCGACUUCUUGAAACCUACAACAGUCUUACAGACAAACACCUGGUUGGAUAUUUCAGCAAUGCCAGGAUAAGACGACAUCUUCAGAAAUCAGGACUGAUCUCAAGGAGUGGCAGAAUCAUACCUGAGAGGGAAUAUCGCCUCAAUGCCAUGAGGAAGGAGCACCAGAGACACGCCCAGGAGCGCUUGGCCGAUGCCAUUUUCCGCAAGGUGCUCGACAUGGAGCGCCAUCGCCAGCUGGGGAGGAGAAACAAACUUGGCUGUACUGGGGGGAAGGACUGGAUGCAGUCAGACAAGAUGGAUGAAAUCAAGGAAUCCCUGGAGGAAAUCUUCCACGUGCACUGCCCACACCCGCCCUUGGCCCCCAGGAACCACCGCAGGUUCUGCCCUUUGGUCACUGCAGAGGAGCCCUGCUGCUCUCAGUGUGGGGAGAGCAGCGAGAUCGAGGUGGUGACCUCGGUGGAGUACCUGCCGCUGUCGCCGUACGAGCUCCCCGCCCUGUGCCCCCUGGCGCUGCCCGCGCCCCCCGCCCGGCCCCGCCGGGGGCAGCGGCUGAGGACAGCGCGGCGGGGAGCGCUGCCCGGCGGGCGGCUGCAGCCCACGGCAGCGUUCAACGAGCAGCUGCUCGUCCGGAAUACCCGGGGGUACCCCAAGUCCCCACUGUGCAGCAACGCCCUGGUCACCAUGCUCUACCUGGGGAGGAGCAAGCACGUGUCCCUCGGCUACAAGGACCAAGUCAAGGUCUACCAGCAGUACUGUGGAACUGAGAACAUUUGUGUCUACAAAGGGGAGCUGAUGGAAGGAGACACCUUCCAGUUCGUGUCCAAGCGGCACCUGGGCUUCCCGUUCAGCCUGACGCUGGUGCUGAACGGGACGGAGACGGAGCGGCUGAGCAGCUGCUGCGAGUACCGGCACCUGCGGCCGGGGAACGGGAGAGGGAACAAGAAGAGGAGCAGGAACAGCUACUUCAGGGUGCUGCACGUGGCGGGAGCCCCGCCCUGCUACAGGUGCAUCAUUGCCAUGGGCCUGGACAAGAAGCCAUCCCCUCCCAAGAGGAAGGGACGGUCCUGGAAGGUGGGGCGGGUGUGUCCCUGCGGCCGUGCCGUGUGCUGCGAGCUGUGUGACAGCAGCACUGAGCCCAAAUCCACGGGAGACUCGGCCUCGGCCACCACCCCGAGCUGUGGAACCAGCGCAGAGACUGUGGGGAGGAGUCUGGAGACUGAGGAGGAGUCCAGCGAGGAUGAAACAGAAAGCCAGUGCACUGAGGAGAGCGAGGAAUAGAGUGAUGAAGACACCAGUAGAGAAGAAUAUGAUGAAGAUUUUGAAGCAUAUGAGGAAGUGAAUGAAGAGGGGCAGACUGGUGAUGAAGUGAAUGGAGUGGCAGAGCCACCCUCAGGUGACAAGAACCAGAAUUUGGGCUCUGGGAAGGAGAGUGGGAGCUCGUGCAGGGCUCUGGGGGCCUGUGGCAGGGAGAAGGACCAAGCACCGGAGGGAAGCUCCUCGGCAGCGGGACAAGCGGCACGACAAGGGCGGGGGACAGCGCGGGGACGAGCCCUGGAGCAGGGCGGUGCCGAGGGACGUGCUGGCAGCGGAGAGACCGCAGGAGAGACCGCAGGAGAGGCUGCAGGGGACGGAGGAGAAGAUGCAGGGGACGGAGCAGAGGCUGCAGGGGCCAGGGAUUCGCUGCCCCAGGCGGGCACCGGGACUGCGCUGCACGAACCCGCACCUGAGGACGGCGCCGCGGCACAGGAACAUCCCAAAGAAAAGGGCACAGGGGAGGCAGGGAGGCCGGGCACAGCGGUGUCACCCGGGCCGCAGCAGGUGCUGCCGGAGCCCAUGGACAGAGAGGUGGCACUGGCAGAGCCUGGGGGCCAGGGGCCAGCUGGGGCACUGCCAGGGUGGGGGACACACACGGGGCUGCAGGGGGCCGGGGGCAGCACUGAGGAGGAGGAGGAGGCUGCAGAGGAAGGGCUCAGGGGAGCAGAGGGGCAGGCGGGUGAGGCAGGGCAGUGCCCAGGGCAGGGGGCGAGGGACACUGCGGCGGGCGCUGUGACACGGGCAGAGCGGGCAGCGGAUGGCACUGCUACCGGCCCUGGAGGAGGAGAGAGUGCUGGAGAGGGCAUUUCCGAAGGGGAGCGGGCUAGGGGGAAGCCUGGGGCUCUCUGGGAAGCACUAGGGGAUACGCAAACAGGAGAAGGAAUGCCCGGAGAAGAAGGGUUUGUAAAGCCAGCUGAGUUUUCCCAGCUGGACGCGUCAGGGGAAGCCUGGGCGGAGAUGGGGAAAGCCGGAGCAGCAGCACCUGAGGGUGCUCAGGGAUGGGAGGAGGGAGGGGACGCUCCACAGAGAGCGGAGGACGCGGUGGAACAGUCUGUGGAGCCCGACGAGGCUCCUGCACUGGAACUGACACCUGGGCUGGGGGCACUGGGGGGUGCCCGGGGGGAUCCUGGCACUGAAGGGUCGCCAGAGCUGCCGGCAGAGCAGGAGGAGGAGGAGGAGGAGGAGGAGGAUGCAGCAGAAACAUUUUGGGAUGGAACCCCGAAGUCUGGGAGCGGCGAAGCAGAGACCCAGAGAGCAGCGGAAGGAAAACCCGGGGCAGAGGUGGCGGCGGGGUCUGCAGGAGCGGGCUGGGGACGGGAGGAGAGCAAGGUUGGGGCAGCGGGGACAGAGCCGGGCCGUGCGACAGGGACGGGGCAGGGGAGGCGGCCCGGGGAGCCGGGGCUGGUGGCCAUCGCUGUGCUGGGCGGGCAGCCCGGGCGAGCAGCCCUGGCCGGGGGGCCAGCAAUGGCCAAAGGGCCGGCAAUGGCUGGGACCGGCUGGCUGGGCACAGGGGCGAUGGCACAGGAGGGGGUGACAGGGGCAGUGCUGGGGGUCGCGGUUCCGGAGCACUGGGGAGCCCUGGGGCACUGCCCCUCCCUGCUGCUCGGGAGCUCCGAGCUCCGCACGCUGUCCGCGGUGUGGACACUGGCAUCAGCAGGACUGUGA
Molecule: messenger RNA, 2997 nt
Organism: Oenanthe melanoleuca
Lineage: Eukaryota; Metazoa; Chordata; Aves; Passeriformes; Muscicapidae
Gene: ERICH3
Product: glutamate rich 3
Exons: 14
Source: RefSeq, a predicted model, not a curated record